Molecule: messenger RNA, 4680 nt
Organism: Magallana angulata
Lineage: Eukaryota; Metazoa; Mollusca; Bivalvia; Ostreida; Ostreidae
Product: galactoside 2-alpha-L-fucosyltransferase Sec1-like
Exons: 2
Coding region: 3623-4663 (346 amino acids)
Biological process (GO): carbohydrate metabolic process
Cellular component (GO): membrane
Molecular function (GO): galactoside 2-alpha-L-fucosyltransferase activity
Source: RefSeq, a predicted model, not a curated record
UUCUCUUAAUUCCAUGACUUUCAUUACACGUUUUUUAUCAUUUUGUUCAUGUAGCACUGAAGGCCAAGGCUGGUGUCGAUAGAAACUAGGAUCUCAGUUCUCCUACUUACGGAACCACUAAGUGAAACAAUAUAUUCAUCGGAGUCGUUGUUCCCUCCCUAAAAAAUAGAACAAAUUUUACUUUAAGAAACUAUAAUCCUUAACAGUCAUGUCUUUGUGACAAAUUCCCUGUCUAUUACUAUACCCCCGCUCCGAAGGAGAAGAGGGUAUACUGUUUUACUCUUGUGUGUUUGUCUUAAAGUUUCUGUCUGUCUGCCCGUAACACAAAUUCUCGUCAAAGAAUUCUCAGCAACUAUUUAUCGUAGGUGCUUAAAAUUUUAACACAAUUUGUGUAGGCAUGCAAUAUCGGGGGAUAAAUUUUGUAUCAAUCGAACGUCAACUUCCUGUUGAAUGAUAACUUUGUUUAUUUUUAGCCAAAAUUAUCAAACAAAUUUUUGUCAAGUAUUUCUACAUGUAAGCAACUAUUUAUUGCAGAUGCUUGAAAUUUAACACACUAUUUGCUUGGGCAAAUAUCGUGGGAUAUAUUUUUGUACCAAUCAGACGUCAACUUCCUUUUAAAUGACGACUUUUAUCAUUUUUAGCCUAAAUUUCCAAACAAUUUUCGUCACAAGAUUUCUAAGCAACUAUCAAUCGCAGAUGCUUGAAGUUUUUUCCACACUUUUGUUUAAGGCAUACCAUAUCGUGGGAUAUAUUUUUGUACAAAUCGGACGUCAACUUCCUGUUAAAUGUCGACUUUGCUUAUUUUGCAUAUAUACAUUAGAGCGGGGGUAUCACUAGUGAGCAUUAGCUUUCAAACAUCUUGUUCUUAAUAAAUAGAAACCGUUGGUAUCGGAGGGAUAACUAAAGGUUUUUCACAAUCUAUUGAAUAUAUGUACUUUUAAUGGGACUUUCCAUUCUACUUUCAUCUAUUAACAAUUUUAAAAUUGACAGCUACCUAAAGCAAUCCUUCCUUCUAAUUUGUAUAUUAUUUCAUAAUUUCGCAUUUGUUUUUAUUUUAAAAAUAAAGAUUGUUGGCAAAUAAUAGAUGCAAAUAAUUCUACAUUUCCCUUUCACCGUAUCUGUUAAAUAAAUCUUACCACGUUGUUGCGAUUGUGCGAAACUCAUUUAACAUAAUAAUGUCCACGUUGAAAUUUUGUAACAACUGUCUGAAUUUUGGAUCUUCAAGAGAUUCUGGCGAAGCAAAUAAGUUUUUCUGUCUGUUUAUCAACUCAUCCAUCUCAUGACUGUUACCUUUUGUAAAAGAAUUUUUUCAUCGUCUUUUGUGGUUUGGCCCGAACAACUGGAAGGUACAUUUGAUACGGUACUGAGAUACCGAAUUCUGGCAACACAGCAAAUACAGUCUUUCUCUGCUAGCAUAGAUUGAAGCAUUUCGUAUUAUUAUACUUUCAUGUUAAAUAUCGAAAUCUGAUUGGUUAAGACGCAGUUGGUAAUCCGUUCUAUUACACUCUGCGUUAGCAACGCACUUGGCAACGGGUAACACAACGAAUUGUUACAUGCGCAUAUAUUAUGCACGUACGGUUCGCCAUAGAAUUUACUUCAUUUUUAUAUAAAAGCAGUAAAGUUUUCUUUAAAAUUAAGACAUUCAGUAUAAAAAAAAUAAAUAGUGCCUCUCGGGGUGUCAAUUUCAACAGUUACCCUCCCAAACAGGCACUAUUUUAUAUAUUGCUUUGUAUUUAAACUAUCAACCGAAAAAUUCACACAAUCAUUCUUGAACACUUCAUCCAUGUUUUUCUUCGCCAUUUUCAAAUACUUUACAAGUUGGAUUUCAGAGACAAGAUUUGAUUGGUUAGAUAAGGCCAUAACCUGUAAUUAGCAUUCGAUUUUUUGUCGAUAAAGGUCACUUGGAAGUGAAACUUAACGCAGCUUUUUCAAACUUUCCACGCGACCAUGAAAAUAGGGUUUGAAUUUAAUCAGACUGAUUUGAAAGGGACUGUCCCUUUUCAACAAAAACAAGAAUAAGCAUCGUGGCAUAACAAGUGUUUCGAGUGCUUGACUAUAAGAUAUAUAAACAUAUGUAUCCAAUAAAAUUCAUCCUCUUUACCAAUGACUCGUAUUGUCCCUGAUAUAUAGUAUAAUUAUAUAAUUUUGAAGAAUUUCAGAGGGUAACUACUCCAAAUAUUUUAAGAACUUACGGCAUGCCGUUUCUGUAUUCAAUAAUAUAAAAUUUCGAAGUGAGUGGGCCGCGGCAAAGCGUCGGCCAAUGACGGCCAUAUUGUCGAAUAUUAUUUGUUCCCAAACAAACAUAUAGAGAUAUAUAUUAGGCAGUCACGUGCUUUGUUUUAAUAAAUAAAAGUGUGGCAUUUCAGUCGGGGAAAACAAAUGGCCAUAUUAGCCCCACCCUAGGGCCUGAACCCCUGACCCAUGCAUUUCAUAAUUUUGGUAGAGUGCUUCAAGGUCAUCAUUAUCAUGCAUUUAGUUUUCAAUAUGUUUGUUAGUAGAGAAUAAGAUUUUUGAAAUUUUAGCUUCUGUGUAUUGGCCCCCCCCCCCAUGGCGCAAAGUGGUGUAGUAGAGCCUUGAUUUUCAAAAUUUAGGUUUCUCGUACCAUAGAGAUGCUUCACACAAAAAUGGUGAAAUUGGCCUUGUAGUUUUGAUAGAAGUAAAAAAUGUAAAGUUGUUACAAACGGUGGACGACGCACGAAGACCAAUUGCAUUAAGUCAUCUCAGUGAUUCGGGAGAAGAGUUUUGAAAAUUUAGCUUUUUUGUAUAUUUGUAUAACGUUUUCUUUAUGCAAUAUUCUGCGAAAAAUGACUUUGUUUAACAGCUGGCAUUUUUUUUUAAUUACCAAAAAUCUAAAUCCAAUUAAUACGCUCAUUUCUGAUGUAUGUCCAAUUUCUCUGCUAAACAUCAACUACCUAUCUUGAAAAUGGAAAGAGGAGUUAUCCAUACAGUAGGGGUACCCCUAUAUGCAAUAUUCUGCGAGAAAAGGACUUAGUUUUACAGCUGGUAUUUUUAUCAUAAAUUGUCAAGAAUCAAAACCCCAGUUAUAUGUACAUAUCUUACAUACAUCUUAUUGAUCGGCAAAACAACAACUUCCUAUCUUGAAAUCUGUUAUCCGUUCAGUAGGGUACCCGUUUGGCAGCUGCCCGUCCGCCGUUUUAAUAACCGGAUUUUUCCAUUGGAAACCCGGUUAAAAAUGAUUCUUUAAUAAACGAGUCAAAUAAUUAGAGCGUUCUGCAAAAUACGAUGGCUUUAUAAAAUACAUUGGAUAUAUAAAAAAAAUACAAAUUAUUUUAUAUCAAAAUGUCAAAUUAAUUAAUAUAUGACGAAUUAUUCUUGCAUUGAAUUCAAGUAAAUCAAUGCAAGUUACAUAAGCAAUAAAUUUGGCUUACACUACGUUGUUAUUUAGGAAAGCCAACUAUAAACUAUAAAUUUCAAUAUUGUUUCUCCAAAUUAUACAACUAUAUAAAUAUAAAAGUUGUUAUUGCAAAAGGGAAACAAUCAGUGUCUGAUUACUGAAUCCUUGUUUAAAAGCAUCCACAGACAAACUGUGUUCAAUUGCUUACUAUUAGACAAUAAUUGAUUAAUUUUUUAUUAUAGAUAAAAGAAAUAUUAAGGAGGAAGAAUGGAAAGAUAUCCUCAGUUAAAACUUUAUCUACUGUUUGCGCUAGGAUUGUUGGUAAUCUUGAUGAUCGGGAUGAACAGUUAUAGUUUGAGAAAUCAGUCCAAGUUCACAGAUCCCACUCCCAAAAAACAUUCAUAUAAUAAAAAUUAUAAUCCUAAUGUAGUGACUGAAAAGUUUGGAAAGAAGAAGUUGGAUGGUAUAGUGUGUGUCAAAUUUCAAGGACGACUUGGGAACUCAAUGUUUCAGUAUGUGUUCCUCUAUCUAAUAGCCAAACUCAAACAUUUGUAUCCUAUUCUUCCAGAAAAUUCCGAAUUGUUCCAUAUAUUUGAAAUCGAAAAGACAACGCUUUCCGCCAUCAAGAAACCUUUAAACGCUUGCUCCAAGUUACCCGAGUACAAGGAAAGAUGGUCAACAUCUUAUGAUGAACAGUUACUAAAGGUUCCAAGUAAUAAAAGCGCAAGAUUUGUUGGGUACUUUCUUUCAUGGAAAUACUGGCUCGAUUACGAAGAUGAAAUUCGGAAACUUUUAACGUUCAAAGAUUUUAUCGUACAAAAAGCACAUGCACAGAUGAGGAAUAUCACAAGCCAAAUGGAGUUUGAUAUCACCAACGAGGAGAAUGUUAUUGUCAGUAUACAUAUCAGACGGGGAGAUUUCGCGAGCAGUGUUUAUAUAAAUUACGGACAUCUUUCACCCAAUGAAACAUAUUACCGAAACGCAAUGAAAUAUUUCAAAACGCGGCAUAAAAAAGUUUUGUUUGUGGUGGGAUCUAACGAUAUAGACUGGUCUAGAAAAGCAUUGGAAGGGGAAAAGAAUGUAUAUUUUUCGACAGGAAAUGCCGCGGCGGAGGACAUUGCUUUGCUGUCUCUAGCUAACCACACAAUUAUUUCCAUUGGCACUUAUGGUUGGUGGAUCGGAUGGAUGGCACAGGGAACAUGUGUAUACUAUAAAAACGCUAUGAGACCUGGAUCCAGGUUCGCAAACAAUGUACGGACUCAUUCUCUUGAUGAUUUUAUUUACCCUGGGUGGAUUCCAGUAGAAUAAAUACAUUUUCAAAUUAU